Molecule: messenger RNA, 7353 nt
Organism: Actinia tenebrosa (Australian red waratah sea anemone)
Lineage: Eukaryota; Metazoa; Cnidaria; Anthozoa; Actiniaria; Actiniidae
Product: sushi, von Willebrand factor type A, EGF and pentraxin domain-containing protein 1
Molecular function (GO): calcium ion binding
Source: RefSeq, a predicted model, not a curated record
GUACUGGAUGAUAUACCAUGGUUACUGUAUUACUACUGGUAUAUUGUCUGGUCACCCCAUGAUACAAUGUACUGGAUGAUAUACCAUGGUUACUGUAUUACUACUGGUAUAUUGUCUGGUCACCCCAUGAUACGAUAUACUGGAUGAUAUACCAUGGUUACUGUAUUACUACUGGUAUAUUGUCUGGUCACCCCAUUAUACGAUAUGCUGUAUGAUAUACCAUGGUUACUGUAUUACUACUGGUUUGAUUUAUAUUCAACUCUUUAAACCAUUUACUUUUCUACAAAUAUUAUUUCCAUGUCGUACGAUGAUACAUCUGUAACGGUUUGGUCAGCAACUGUAAGUAUCCAAUGAGAGUAAUUCUAAAUGCAGUGGUUUUUACAAGAAGCGCACGUACAAAUGAAAGGAGACGUGCGCACAAGAUAACGAUAUGUUACGAUGUUGUUCAUAAUAUUCGAGCUCUAAACCACAACUUUAGAAAGAAAGAAAAGGAAAUAAAAGAUGAAAAGAAGAGAGGAGAGGAGAGGAGAGGAGAGGGAAAAAAAAUAGGAAAUUGAAAACCAUCAAAGAUACGAUUGGCAUAUACUGACCCAGCAGAAUUACCGCAGCCAUAUCUUCGAUCUCUUCGAUCUUUCUGUGAUUGUGAAAGAUUCAUCUCAGUAUUUUUGAUUAGUUGUUUUACAUCUUUAGGGUCUCGUACGUGCCAUUCUCUGACACUGAAGACCAACCUGACCAAGUCAUUCAAAAAUAUUGUGCAACAGUGAUGGAAGUCUGUAUGGUUGGGCAGAUCGCCGCAUAAGUAUUGGUAUCAAAUGAACAUCGUGUUCAUUCAGAUAAGACCUAAUAAAAGAAACCAACUGGCUAGACCUUCGUGGUUACUUCUACUUAGAGGCGUUCUUCCAGGCACAUUAAUUCUUCUAGAAACGUUCUCCGUGGAUUGGCUAUCGAUUGCACUAAAAGAUAUCAUAAGACUUCGAGGUUCCAUCCUCCUAAACCAGAAGGCUGAUAUUCUGUUUCUCAUCGACUCGUCAGGGAGUCUUGGGGGUCACCAGUUCGGUUACGAGAAGAAAUUCAUCAAGAACUUGCUGAAUGAAAUCGUGGUUGGAUAUAGUGCCACUAGAGUUGAAGUCAUCCCCUUCUCCAAUUCAGCCAGCCGUUUCAUUAGGUUUAUCUCGGAUCCAAAGAGUACCAACAACAAGUGUUACUUCAACCAGAGGUUCUCCACACUCACACAAGAACAUGGAAUGACAAAUAUGAAAGACGCCUUUCAGAUAGCUUAUGAUAUCUGCCUCGGGAAAUGGUCAGGGGUUAAGCGAUUUCCGAUGAAGGUCUUCAAAACAGUCAUCAUUCUUUUAACCGAUGGUGAUUGGAAUUAUCCCCCAGGUGAUAAUGACCCCACUCCGAUUGCAAAGAAACUGAUUGAUCAGAAAGCAGAGAUAUUUGCUAUUGGUGUUGGUGGUACUGUCAAUUUUAGAAAUUUACAAAUACUAGUAGCUGGUCAGAAGCCUGGUGUAGUAUAUGCAUUUCAUCUUCGAGAUUUUAACCAGUUUAAUGAGCUUGCUACUUACAUCAGAGGAGAUCCUCACGAGAAACAAUGGGAAACGGUCGACGUUGAUGCUUCCAUGUGUGGCAAUCGGUGUGAUGGCCAGGCCAAGUGUGCAUGCGGACUGAUCAAGGGUGACUAUAAUUGCGCAUGCCCAGCAGGAAAGGCGGGCUCUGGUAUACGCGGAGACUGCAAGGACUGUCCACCCGGACGGUACAAAGACUUCAAAGGCUAUGCUUUGGAGUGUACAAAAUGUCCAGAUUUUUCGACGCACAACAAGCAUGGCAGUAARAAUCAUGGUGAUUGUGAGUGUAUGCCAGGGUAUUAUGGAAACCCCCAUUACCUGACUCCUUGCAAACCAAGACACUGUUCCGUUUUAGCGGAUCCGCUCUACGGAUCUAUCAAAGGAAGAUGUAAGACAACGUUGGGCAGCGAGUGUUCCUUUGAAUGUGACGAGGGGUAUCGGUUGUUAGGAGAUGCUAAAAGACAAUGCAUAGUUGAUUCUAAAAAAAAAACAUUAGUCACUUGGAGUGGCACUCCAGUUACUUGUAAAGAGGUUAAAUGCGAAAAGUUACCAAAGGUUCCCAUUGGCUUCUACACUUUCAAAGAAUUCCAAUGUGACGAGAAAGACCAAAAGUUUGACACGGAAUGCAAGCACAAUUGUCCGCCUGGAUAUUACAUGCUACCGGGUACAAUUCAUGAUACAACAAAUUCUCGAACAUGUGAUUACAAGACAGGCACAUGGACCGGAGAGCCGCGUGUAUGUAAAGAUAACCAAGUUCCGGAGUUAUAUUGCCCGUCUAACAUACAAGUUAAAAACGACCCAGGCGAGAAGACAGCAUCUGUGAAAUGGACUUUUACAUUUGAUGACAACUCGCUCCGAGCUGGAGCUCCUGUGAAAAAGGAGAUGUUUUCAAAAUCCUUGGAGAUCAACGACAAAGAGACCAGCUUAGACUUGCCAAAGCUGCUAGAAAUUGGCAAGAAUAAAAUCCAGUACCAGGUUACAGACCUCGAUAACAAUUCCGAAAAAUGCGACUUCGAAGUGGAAGUCCUUGAUACAGAACCUCCUACCUGUAGCUUCUGCCCCCCGAGUAAAGAACUGAUGGUCACAAAAUCCAACAACUUUCUACUAACCUGGGACCGACCCAAUUGUACGGACAAUUCUGGUAUCCCACCCGAAACUCUAUCGAGCAUCAAAAUGGGGUCUGAAGUGAUAGCACCAGGGGUUUAUUCUAUUCAGUACACAGUCAAAGACAAAGCUCUCAAUAAGUAUGAGGACUGUUCAUUCUUUAUUAAACUUAGGGUGCCAGAGUGCAAAGCCUUCAGUCCACCAAAGAAUGGUUUAGCAAGAUGCAUCAAUUAUGGCAAUGUCUUAGGUUGUUCAGUAGCAUGUAGAGACACUUAUGAUUUCGUCUACAAACCCGCUAGUUCAUACAGUUGUACAAAUGGAAAGUGGGAUACUUGGUCACCAGCAAACGACCAUGACCAAAGGGAACACUGGCCUGACUGCUCAAAACGAGCAAAUCCAUCAGAAACAGCAAUAAAAGCAUUACCACAGUUCUAUUUCAAGGGGGAUUGCAAUGAUCCCAAUAUACAGGCGCAACUAAAGCAAGACUUUGUGACUAUUUUGUACCCUCCAAAUGCUCCCCCGUUCUUCUGCUUGUUAAAACCACGAUGCAAUGCUCAGAAUGUCAAAAUCUACUGCGGAGAAGUUGACGCAAGUGCAAGAAGAAAACGAAGUGCUGAUACUCGUCAGGUGUAUUUUGAAGUUACGUACGUUGAAAAGUCGAACCAAAUUCAAGCGGGAAGCGACGACUUUGGCAACCAAGACAAGUUCAAGGUUUUCAAACAAGAGGUAGAUAAGAAAAGGGAUGAAGUAUACAGAAGUUUGCAAAAGGUCAACUGGGGUGCGUUCAAUACCAAGACAGGACUGGACCUUGGUGGAAUAAAUAGGUUUAAUCUAAAGCAGGCUGAGGGAUAUUGCUCUGAGGAAGGUGCUGUGGUGAGAAAAUGUACGAAAGAUCAACUACAGUAUUAUCCAAAGCGGUGCAAUUUUGAUAAGGGAGAUAUCACCAAAUGCAUCCGUUGUCCAGUGGGUACCUAUUACAACAGUGACAAGGAAGAUUGURACAUAUGUCCCGAGGGAUCAUAUUCGCCGAAUGAAGGAGCACUUGAGUGCAAAAAGUGCCCCUUGGGAACAUGGACCUUUGGGGACAAAAAAGAGAACUUUACUUCAUGCCAAGCUGAGUGCGGACCUGGUUACUUCUCAAACUCCGGCAUUGCUGUUUGCUUCCAGUGUCCCGCAGGAACCUACUCGAACGAAAGAAGAAACAAGAACUGCACCGUGUGUCCCGCGGGAACCACUUCAGUGGCUGCUACAUCAACAAGACUUGAAGACUGUGGAAUGAAGUGUGCCCCAGGAACGUUUUCAAGUAACAGCGUCGAGCCCUGUACCCCAUGCCCCUUAGGGACGUAUCAACAUCAACUUGGACAAACAACAUGUCUUCCAUGUCCUGGAAGACUAUCUACUUAUGGAACCGGUGCUGACUCGUCUUCUAGCUGCUUUGAGGUCAAUGACUGUAUGUCUAGCCCAUGUCAAAACAAUGGCAAGUGUAUAGACACGAAAGAAUCUUACAGAUGCAAAUGUAACGCGGGAUUUAUGGGAAACAGAUGUCAGAUAGACAUUGAUGAGUGCGCUGUCAAUCCUUGCUCACAAGGUGCAACCUGCCUUGAUAAGGUUAAUGGUUACACUUGUUUGUGCCCUGAAGGAUACAAUGGAACUAAAUGUGAGAAGAUGAUCGAGACCUGUAAGACCAAGAAUCCUUGUGUGCGCGGCACGUGUAAGGAGAAAGGAGCAGGUGCCGAGUGUGAGUGUCCUGUUGGUUAUGAAGGACAGUUCUGUGAGCGAAACACCGAUGAAUGUGCUUUAAAUAUGUGCCACAACAACGCUGUCUGUAUUGGUGGAGUGGAUUCCUUUCAGUGUCUCUGUAGAAAAGGAUUCAGUGGACAAAUCUGCCAAAUCAACGACAAUGACUGCAAAACCAACCCCUGUCAAAAUAACGGGAAAUGCAUCGACCGCAAUGGAUUCUAUAUUUGUCAAUGUUCCGCGGGCUACUCAGGAGCAAACUGCGAGUAUAAGAUCAACGAGUGUCAAUCUGAGCCUUGUCAAAAUGGGGGCAUCUGUACAGAUAAACUGAAUGGUUAUGAUUGCGCAUGUCAGCCAACAUAUACUGGUGUCAAUUGCCAACAUCGCAAGGUUAAGCCUGCUGACAACGUCAACGAGUGUAGCAGUAAUCCAUGUCUUAAUGGCGGCGUGUGUAUAAACCGAUACUCAAGCUAUAUGUGUCUGUGUAAACAGGGAUUCACUGGACAUCGAUGCGACAAAGCCAUUCCCUGUGGUACUCUCGAGUCCCCAAUCUAUGGAGUAAUGCACUCUUCUGGCAGCACUCAUGGUAGUACAGCUACAUUCACUUGUCGUGCGGGAUACAGUAUCAAAGGCACGGGAACAAGGUCUUGUCAAAGUGGACAGUGGACUGGUACACAACCAACCUGUGAAGACAUCGAUGAGUGCCUUACAGGAGGCCAUGGGUGUAACCAGGUCUGUAUAAACACACCAGGAAGCUACACAUGCGCAUGCGCACCAGGCUACCAACACACGAGCGCAACUCAGUGCAGCGAUAUUAAGGAGUGUAGUAUGAAUAACGGCGGCUGUAGCCACUUCUGUCACGAGAGACCAGGUGGCGUCACGUGUUCCUGUCCUUAUGGCAUGAAACUUCUCUCUGGAGGACGUACAUGUUCUGAUAUCGAUGAAUGCUCUCGCGGUAAUGGUGGCUGUGAGCACACUUGCUUCAACACAUUCCGUUCCUUCAAGUGCUUGUGUAACAGAGGCUAUAGACUGAAUUCCAAUCAAAGGAACUGUGAUGGACUUUCUUGUCCAGCUCUAAUCCCUGUUGCGGACAGCACGAAACAAGGAAACAGUAACUUGGUUGGGACUGCUGUCAGAUACACGUGUAAUACGGGCUUCAGGAUUAUUGGUUCAUCGAAAAGGGAAUGUCGGGCUGACUUACAAUGGUCUGGUGUACAGCCACGCUGUGAACGUUUAUACUGCAGAGAAGUCGGCACGGUAAAGAAUGCCGUUCGAUCGCUUGUCAAUUAUUACAACAAUCGUCCAGUGGUGGGCAGUAUUGCACGCUUCGCUUGUAACCUACAUCACGUGAUGCAAGGUUCUCCUGAUAGGGUUUGUCAGGCUGAUGGGUCAUGGAGUGGAAAAUUACCAAGAUGUAUACCGGCGUCCUGUUCCAAGUUGAACCCUCCGUCACGUGGAACAGUCCAAGGAUACCGUUUUGAGUUGGGUGCAACCUUGCGCAUUACAUGUGAUAAAGGAUACCAAUUAAAGCCAGCUUCAUCAUCGUUCCGAACAUGUGUCAAGACACCUUCUGGUGGAGGCACGUGGUCUGGCCAAGAUCCUGUGUGCGAAAUUGUUGACUGUGGUAAUGUUAAGCCGCCAUACGGAGGGUAUCGCACUCUCCCAGGAGGAACCAAAUACCAAGCGGUCGUUACUUACACCUGUAAACCCCAGCAUCAUCUUCAAGGCAAACCAUCACGUGUGUGUCAAGCUGAUGGUACAUGGAGUGGAAGCCAGCCAGUAUGCUUAGAAAGAUCAUGUGGAUAUCUGGACCCCCCUGUCAACGGGGAGAAGAUUGGUGAAGAACACCAGUACGGUCAAUCGGUCAUGUUCAAAUGCAACACCGGCUACAACCUGAUUGGUUCUUCUAAUGUGACCUGCCAGACUUCAGGACAAUGGUCUCAUUCAGUGCCCUCAUGUCAAAUCGUAAACUGUGGAGAUCCUGGAACACCAGUUAAUGGAGUGCGCUUUGGCAAUACCUUCACCUACAUGAGUUCAGUCUUUUUGGAAUGUAACCCAGGAUACAAACUUGUUGGUGCUAUCGAACGCAAGUGCCAGGUCAAUGGACAAUGGAGUGAUACUCAGCCAACAUGUGUGGCCACGAGUUGCGGUAGACUACGCGUCGGACCAACCGGAACGAUUACCUCUCCAAACUAUCCAUUAGAUUAUGGCAACAACGAGUACUGCACAUGGGAGAUACGAGUCCCUGUAGACAAGAAAGUCCGCUUAAACUUCAAAGACUUCAAAACUGAACUAGGAAAAGAUUUGCUAAUGAUUUACGACACCAACCAAAAAACGCCAACGAUUUAUUUUGACGGAACAACUAAUAUGCCUGGGCCAUUCACUUCCUCGGGGAAUAGUCUUCGGUUACGAUUCAUUUCCGAUGGGCAGACGGCGAUGAAGGGAUUCAAGGUCGACUACACGCAGAUUGACAUGAACUGUGGAGGAACUCUACUAGAUCCUAAAGGAGUCAUCACUUCCCCAAAAUACCCAAACCCCUACGACAACAACUUGGACUGUGUAUGGCUGAUUGCUAGACCCAAUGACAAAAUAGCGAUGUCUCUACUAGAGUUCGAUACAGAAGAUCACCACGACUUCUUGGCAAUUAGCUUUGGUAGAGAGGUGACUAAGAAACUUACCUACGAGUGGUCAGGUUUGGGGACAUCGAUAAAGCCGUUUGGAUGCCUUAACUACAUGUGGCUGCGAUUCAAGACUAACUGGAUUACGACGGGAAGAGUACGAAAGGGAUUCAAGAUUCAGUAUAGGGGUGUCAACAAGAAUCAAAUAGCAUAGAAUAGAGAAGAAUAGAAUAGAAUAGAGUGCUUGUUGUAACUAGAUAUGGGUCUCAUUCAUGUGUGAUCCCGGUACAUUAUAAUAAACGGAAAUUGAAAAUGAUCCGAAUAAA